UUCUCCUCUCUCUCCCUGCGUGUCCCCCCCUCCGAGCCAUUCGAUUCCUCUCCACCCCCACGCGAAUCGCCGCCAUUUCGCCGAUUCCGGCGGCCGUCUAGGGUUUCGCUGCGAGCUUCGCCGGCGGGAUACGGCGGUGGGCGCCUCUGCCGGCGUCGUACACGGCGGCCGGAGGAGUAGGAGGUGUGUCUCUCAGAGGAGGAGGAGGAGGUGGUGGUGGUUGCGGUGGCUGCGCCGCGGGUCUCCGGCGAGUGAGGUUUCGCGGAGGCCGCGGUGGCGCGGUGUUUGAUGAGGUGGUAGGAGGCAGUGUGGCCGUGGGGGGUGAAUAAGUGGCCGCGGCGGCGGAGGCGGACUGGCGGAGGCAACCAUGUAUUUCAGCAGGCUCGAUGACUCGCCCAUGUUCAGGAAGCAGAUACAAUCACUUGAAGAAGGUGCUGAAUUGCUGAGAGAGAGAUGUUUGAAGUUUCACAAAGGUUGCCGGAAAUACACGGAAGGUUUAGGGGAAGCAUAUGAUGGAGAUAUUGCAUUCGCAAGUUCACUUGAGUCAUUUGGUGGGGGUCAUAAUGAUCCCAUCAGUGUUGCCUUUGGAGGGCCUGUGAUGACCAAGUUUACAAUUGCCCUGAGAGAAAUUGGAACGUACAAGGAAGUAUUGCGCUCCCAGGUUGAGCAUAUGCUAAAUGACAAGUUGGUUCAGUUUGUGGACAUUGAUUUGCAUGAAAUGAAGGAUGCUCGGAAGCAUUUUGACAAGGCUAGCCUUCUUUAUGACCAGGCUCGUGAGAAGUACUUAUCCUUGAAGAAAGGUACAAGGACAGACGUAGCAACUGCAGUAGAGGAUGAGCUCCACAGCGCCAGAUCUUCAUUUGAGCAAGCUCGUUUCAACCUGGUAACUGCACUUUCAAAUAUCGAGGCAAAGAAAAGAUUUGAAUUUUUGGAGGCUGUUAGUGGGACAAUGGAUGCACAUCUUCGUUAUUUCAAACAAGGAUAUGAACUGCUACAUCAGAUGGAACCAUAUAUCAAUCAAGUUCUUGCUUAUGCUCAGCAAUCAAGAGAAAGGUCUAACUAUGAGCAAGCGGCUCUUAUUGAGAGGAUGCAAGAAUUCAAAAGGCAAAUUGAUCGGGAAAGUCGGUGGUCACCAAAUGGGAUAAAUGACUCCCCUAAUGGUGAUGGAAUACAAGCAAUCGGUAGAAGUUCACAUAAGAUGAUCGAUGCAGUGAUGCAAUCAGCUUCAAAGGGCAAGGUUCAGACCAUUCGGCAAGGCUAUCUCUCAAAGAGAUCUUCAAACUUGAGAGGUGACUGGAAAAGGAGGUUCUUUGUCCUCGAUAGUCGAGGAAUGUUAUACUAUUAUCGCAAGCAGAAUAGUAGACCAUCUAGUGGUUAUUCUAACCAAAGAAGUAGCACUCCUUCCGAACAUGGUUCUGGGUUGCUCAGCAGAUGGUUCUCUUCUCAUUAUCAUGGAGGCGUACAUGAUGAGAAAUCUGUUGCACGUCAUACUGUAAACUUGCUAACAUCAACCAUUAAAGUUGAUGCAGACCAAUCAGAUCUACGGUUCUGCUUCAGAAUAAUCUCUCCCACAAAGAACUACACAUUGCAGGCAGAGAGUACAAUGGAUCAGAUGGAUUGGAUUGAAAAAAUUACUGGCGUCAUUGCUUCUUUACUGAGCUCCCAAUCCCCAGAACGGCGUCUUCUGCUGAGCCCCAAGGGCAGUGGCCAUCAUCAAACUGCCAGUGAAAGUAGUUCUUUCAGUAGCUCAACAGAACUUGAACAUUCUAUAAGUGAAGAUUGCAUGCUGGAAAAGAACUCAGGAAGUGGUUAUUUUGAGCAUUCUGCUAGAGUUACACAGCAUCACCGAACCAGCAUGAAACCUGAUAAGCCAAUUGACUUGCUUAGGAAAGUGGUUGGCAAUAAUAUUUGUGCUGAUUGUGGUGCUGCAGAGCCUGAUUGGGCAUCCCUAAACCUCGGAGUUCUUCUAUGCAUAGAGUGUUCUGGGGUACACAGAAACCUUGGUGUGCAUAUAUCUAAGGUAAGAUCUCUGACACUUGAUGUCAGGGUUUGGGAGCCAUCCGUAAUCAAUCUCUUUCAGUCAUUAGGCAACACUUUUGCCAACACUGUCUGGGAAGAAAUGUUACCUUCAUCAAGCUGUGUUGACCAUGGUGAUAUUUCAAGAGCUGAUGGAUUAGAAAACGCAUCACAUAACCUUGUAGUCAGCAAGCCUAAACAAUCUGAUCCUAUUGCUGUGAAGGAGAAAUUUAUUCACGCCAAGUACGCUGAAAAGGAUUUUGUGCAAAAACAUAGUAUGGAUGAGAAUCAGCUAGCACAACAGAUGUGGGAUAAUGUAUGUUCAAACAAUAAGAAGGGGGUGUACAGUCUGAUUGUGGGGUCAAAUGCGGAUGUAAAUUUUACUUAUGGGCAGACAUCAUUUAAUUCGGCUCUGACUCUUGGAAAAGCACUGCUUCUACAAGAGCAACCAGCUCUGCCAUCAGAUGGAAGUUCUAGAUGUUUUGAUGUCGAUUCGCUUGAGAAGAUUUCUCCUGCUGACACAAGGGCACGCAUAGACGAGUUGGAUGACUGUGUUGAGGGAUUAUCUUUGCUUCAUCUAGCAUGCCGCGUUGCGGAUGUGGGCAUGGUUGAGCUACUCAUGCAGUAUGGUGCCAAUGUAAACUCUACAGAUUCAAGAGGUCGAACACCACUUCAUCACAGCAUUAUGAAAGGAAAGCAUGCGUACGCCAAGCUGCUGCUUUCCAGGGGGGCUGAUUCGCAAGCCACAGACCAAGAUGGUAGAACAGCAUUACAGUAUGCAAUUGACAGUGGAACUAUAGACGAUGAAGAGAUUCUUGUUUUGUUAGGACCCAGGUAGGUGAUCCAGUAGCUAGUCAGAUAAUCAGAUCUUCAGUUUAGCGAUAGCAUGUGCCCCUCCUGCUGCAGUCAACCAGCACAGCUCCAAGUAUGUCUUAGCCGAUGAUCUCGGUUCGUUUCCAAGAGAGAGAGAGAGAGAAGGUUUUCUGGAGCUGCAAUGUGGCUCCUCGGUUUAGAUUAAGUGAUCCCUAUUUAUCGUGAUUGCAGUUUGCAAGCUUUUGGAUUUUGUUUGCUGAUGAUGCGCUGUAAGUUUGUACAUUGGGAAGUGACUGCUGUUCUUAUGACAGAUGUAUAUAUAGCGAUGUAUCAUCAUAAUUUAUGGAAGCAUUAGAUUGGUGAGAAA
Molecule: messenger RNA, 3196 nt
Organism: Phragmites australis (common reed)
Lineage: Eukaryota; Viridiplantae; Streptophyta; Magnoliopsida; Poales; Poaceae
Product: ADP-ribosylation factor GTPase-activating protein AGD3-like
Exons: 19
Coding region: 368-2854 (828 amino acids)
Cellular component (GO): cytoplasm
Molecular function (GO): GTPase activator activity; protein binding
Source: RefSeq, a predicted model, not a curated record